GCAACUUGCACGCACACAUGCGCACACAUCGGCGGUUGCUAAACGUCAAACAAAUCAAAACAAACGAAGUCAAUCAGUUGUUGCCGCAAUCAAUUUUCAUUUUUCCAUCAGACGUUUUCCCUCAAACUUUCGCAGGCAAAACAAAAGUGAUAACGGUCACUGAAAUCGAUACCGUUGUGAAUAUUUUAAUGGUUCAAUAAUUGCUCGCCACUUUUAUUGUUGAAAAAUAACAAUCAAGCUAAGCGAUGAGUGCCAAGAAGGAGCCGGAGACGGUUGGCUUCUGGCUGCCGAACCAGUGCAGCGCCAAGAUGGACAUCCUGACGCCGCACAAGCUGGCAGUGGUGUUCCUGAUUCAAGAAUACCUGUCGCUCAAAAAGUCAGCGGAGGAAAAUCCACAGCUGGAGUUUACGGCACGGGACCGGAGGAAGUUCUGCAUUCUGCUGCUCAAACUGAUCCAAUACCCGGACAUGGCAUUCAAAGAUCUGUACGGGUUGCUCACCUCGCCCGUGUACGGAAUCCACCGGGCUCAUCUGGAUGAGUUUGAAAAGCUGAUGAAGAUGCUCAAAACGGUUGGGAUCGAGAUUUUGUUCGACUUGUACAACGUAAUAGAGAAGCUGAUUACGGAUAAUGCUAGCAGCUACCAAAUUGGCAUCGUUGGGUUGUACCUACGCAGGGUGUUCGUAACGUUGGAUAAGAUGAAUUUUCCGGAAUUUAUGGCACUGUAUCGGAAUGCGGUGGCCUAUUACGAGAAGGGCGUUAGGGCAGUUCAAAUUUCGAGUAGCACUUUCUCGAAUAGCGAAAGCUUUAUGAAACUCGAAGCGCAGACAGUGUACAAAGAUCGGAACUCGACUAGCAAAUGGUCUAUGAAGCAAGCGGAGCUGUUCGUCGCACAGCAGAGUACACUGCUGCAGAACAACGAAAUGAAUGCCUUGAAACCGAAGGAAAUGCAAACGAGACUGAAUGAAAUUAUCCAUGAUCAUCCCCUCUACUCGCAGGCCUAUUUCGUAAGCUACUUAAACAGUGUUCGCGUAAGAGAUUUCGUCAACGCAAUUGACGCGCUGCAUCGUUCGUUCGAUAGGAGCACGCUGAACUCCAUGGCUCUGGUCCAGGACAACAAGGAAUAUCAGUAUUCAGCGCUGAACUUGGCUAUUCUGCACGCUCAGUUCAACCACACCGAGGAAGCACUUGCAAGUCUCAAAGAAUGCAUCAUGCUGGCCCAAGAGAAUAGCGACAAAAUUUGCCUACAGCUCGCACACGCCUGGCUCUGCCUUCUAGAUGCCAGCAAACCGCAGUUCUCAGAGAAGAACAUUGCCAACAAGGAACUGAUAACUCUGGUACAUUCAAUUUCCCUUGGAAUUCAAUCGCUGGUGAAAUCAUCCGCCGCAACUGGUUACACGCCGGCCAAACUAUUCGAGGUCCUGCUCAAGAGUGACAUCCUUAAUUGCCAGACAUCCAUGAUAGACUUGAUUGCCAAUGGCAUCGCAGAACGAGCUGCUCUUUGGGCCCUGUAUGGGAAGAAUGAGGUUUCUUCGCUUUGCUCGCAGCUGUUGUUAAACUCGGAUCUCAAAUCUCUCGGCAAAACCUACAAUGGCGAAGGAAUCUGCCAAGCGCUGUGCUCCCUGAUCGUCUGGUUGGCACUCCAAGGCGAGUUCAAUCUAGCGCUGAUUAUCCUGAAGCACACCAGAGAACGAUUCCCGCGCUAUCCAUUGUCAAAAUCGUGGAUGGUUGUCGAUUACUACAUCAGUUCGAUACAGGCCAUUUUUCGAGGCGAAUGGACCGAUGCUAGUAACGCAUGCUACCAACUCUACACCUUGGACAAGCAUCUGUCUCUACUACAACGAGCCUAUUUGGCACUGGCUCGUCUGAACAUCACUUCAGCUGACCUCUUACUACGUAAGCUACUGGAUGACGACACAAUUGAGCCCCUCACAAGGGUUCGUGCCCUCCUACUAUCCGCCCACACGCUUACCCUUUCCCCAGCUACGACCAAAAUGGAAGUGGUCAACGUCCUUAACGAAGCCCUGGCGAUCGCCAACAAAAACUAUCUAGACUACGAAAAGGCUCUCAUCGAAAUGCACUUUGCACACGUCCUGCUAACGAUGAAGCUGCCGCAUCAAGCGCUGAAAUCGGUCAAAAGUUGCCUGGAGAAUAUCCUAGCCAACGGUGGCAUCUACGAUAGGGCAAAAGUGCUGUUCCUGUUUGUGAAAUGCAUCCUGGUAGUGGAGCAGAAAGCGGUCAACAAAAUUUCCAAAAUCGGCAAAUGUUUACCGAUGCUGGAGCAGGCGGUGGAAUACUUCCAGAAGCUGGAAUGCUACGUCAAGGUAAAGGAUGUGUACAUUUUCCUGGCCUCGUUCUACAACGAGGUCGAGAUGAACGAAGAACGGAACAAGUACGCCUAUAAGUACCGACUAGUCGAGGAGCAGUACCCGACGGCGCGUGAAUAUUUAAAUUUAUUCUUCUAAUAUCGAGAUUAAUAUUGCUUGAAAAAAUAUGACAUUGAGCAACU
Messenger RNA from Ochlerotatus camptorhynchus, 2506 nucleotides. RefSeq names its product anaphase promoting complex subunit 5 ida (gene ida). Gene Ontology annotation, cellular component: anaphase-promoting complex. Bases 246 to 2462 code for a protein of 738 amino acids. Gene Ontology annotation, biological process: protein K11-linked ubiquitination; positive regulation of mitotic metaphase/anaphase transition; anaphase-promoting complex-dependent catabolic process. Gene Ontology annotation, molecular function: protein binding. The transcript has 2 exons. Lineage: Eukaryota; Metazoa; Arthropoda; Insecta; Diptera; Culicidae. The record is from RefSeq and is a predicted model, not a curated record.